AUGAGCAGGUGGUUCAGAUCUGCCGUAAAGGCAGCACCUACAAUGGUUGGAGAAGACGAGGAACAGCAUCUAAGAGACGUCGAGGCUGCGAUGUUGAAAUUGUUGAACGAUGAUAUCGAUGAAGCAGACAAAUUAUUGAAGAAAAACGAUUCUUCAUACCAUCAUUUAGGAAGAGGAAUAUCUGGAUUCUUAUCUGCGAUGAUGGGAGUAGAGAAGGAUUUACUCAAGGAAGCUGCAGUAAUCUUACUAGAAGCCGAGAACAAAAGUUGGGAGGAUAUGAAGAAAGCUCAAAAGGAAUCCACGGCUUUCCAAUCAAAUAUAUACCCACAGGGUACAGAGUAUCUGUUGUGUUAUUCUGUGGCUCAAUUGACGAGUGCGAUCACUGCCGUUCUCAGCGGAAGUAUCACAGAAGCAGUCAAGGGUUUUUACAAAUUGAGAAAGGCAUAUCUCACACUGGAUGGGAUAUUGGAGAUAGAAAACAAAUACUUGGAGAAGAUGGCGAGUUCGAAUUCGAGUACGACUUCACUCACUUCUAGACCUCCGAGCCGAAAGAGUACUGUGCCAGCAGUUACAGUGGAUGACAUUGCACAUCAAACGGCAAAUCUCUCUGUAGGAGACCUCGAUGAAAAGAUGGACGAAAACAAUGCUUCAUUUCCGGACGUCUCGAGACCACCUUCACCUCCCUCGGUUACGAACCCCUAUGAUAUCGACCCGGCGCUUGCAGAAAAAGUAUUCACCAACCGAACAGAUAUUUUUAUUCAUUCUGGAGUUCGAUUGUGUUGCGGCCUUUUACUUCUUGUUUUCUCUAUGAUUGAAAAUCCAAUUUUCAACAAAAUAUUGUACAUUGUCGGAUUCAAAGGGGAUCGAGAACGUGGAACCAGACUCCUAUGGCAAGCGACAAGAUAUCAAAAUUUCAACAGUGCCAUUGCUGCUCUUGCCUUACUUGGAUAUUAUAAUGGAUUGGUUGGAUUCUGUGAUAUUCUGCCCACCGAUGCAGGAGCUGACGAAAAUCUUACGGGAUAUCCACAAAAGAAAUGCCAGGCGCUUCUAGCUGAAAUGAAAGCUCGACACCCUGAUUCUAGGUUGUGGAAACUAGAGGAAGCUCGCAUGUUAUCUUAUAACCAAGAUUUGAAAGGUGCCCUUGAAAUUCUGGAAGAGAACUCUAAGAGUAAGAUGAAACAAAUUGCUAUGAUCAAUACAUUUGAGAUGGCUCUUACUACCUUAUUCUUCCACGAAUAUCAAAAAUCGGCGACGGCAUGGAUCAACUGCAGCGAGCAGAGUGCUUGGAGUCCAACGUUAUACCACUACAUGGCUGGUGCUUCAUACGUCGAACUCUAUCGCAAUACCCGAGUCAGUGAUCCUACAGCAGCUAAGAUUCAUAAGAAAAAAGCUACCGAAUUUCUCAUGAAAGCUCCACCUCUAGCAGGUAAACAAAAAGUGAUGGCUAAGCAACUUCCAUUCGAUAUCUACAUAGUAAGCAAAGUGGGUAAAUGGGAACAAAGAGCUAAAACAUGGAAUGUAGAUCUUAUAGAUGCAAUUGGACCGAGUCCUUUUGUUGAAAUGAUAUACUUCUGGAAUGGAGUUAAGAAGAGUGGAAAUGUGGAGUUGCAGAAAUGCUUAGAUCUUCUCGAGGAGACGAGAAUGACUUGUGCGGAGAAAUGUAAUGAGGAUGAGGAUGAUGGGGCUAUUCAUCUUUUGCUACGUGGAUGUGUGAUGAGAAAUAUGGGGAGGUAUGAGGAGGCGAGAAAGAUCUUGACAGGGGGAAUUGUGGAUUCUGAAAGGCAUGCACGUGGCGCUCUUAGAGAUGACUGGACUCUUCCUUCCGCCUACUACGAAUUAGCAUGUUGCUCCUGGCACGAAAAAGAUUUGUCCCCAGCGGGAGAUACAGUUUCGGAAGGGAAGGUUUCCGAUGGAAAAUUAAUAGAGUAUCGGAAGGAAAAAGUACUCGAUUGUGAAGAGAAACUACUCAAGUUGCAUAGCUGGCCACAAACGUAUGUUUUUGAGGCGAGGAUGAGCUUCAAGAUUAGUACUAGUCUGCUUACAGUCAGACGAGAGAGGGGAUUGAGUGGCCUUUAA
Molecule: messenger RNA, 2076 nt
Organism: Botrytis fragariae
Lineage: Eukaryota; Fungi; Ascomycota; Leotiomycetes; Helotiales; Sclerotiniaceae
Product: putative mitochondrial outer membrane protein iml2 protein
Exons: 3
Coding region: 1-2076 (691 amino acids)
Cellular component (GO): mitochondrial outer membrane; cytosol; nucleus
Source: RefSeq, a predicted model, not a curated record